AAAAUUUUCAAUAUUUUAUGAAAUUGUAGUUCCCUAUAAAAGUACACGGAAUUCUCUGCAAAGUGAAUUCUAGGGAGAUAACUACUUGCGUAAUGUUGGUUGCUCGAUUAUGAAUAAGGGGAUGGGCAUUUUCUAUUGCCGAAACGUUUGGUUAUGUUUUUAAAAUUCCUAUAUCUUUUAGCACUCUUUAACUUUUGUCGGUGCUCCAUUGGUGACAAAUCGCCUUACUACGAAAGAUGUUUGCUAACGUGCGAAAAAGAUUUCUGCGGCGCAGGUGGCGAUGAUUUUAUCGAUGGUUACUCGCAACCCCUACAUUUGCGAUUAAGUUUAUGGUCUUGUAGAGAUGAAUGCAAGUAUGGGUGUAUGUGGAAAACCGUAGACCAAUUUACAGCACGGAAUUGGAGGAUCCCCCAGUUUUAUGGAAAAUGGCCAUUUGUGAGGAUUUUUGGCAUCCAAGAACCCGCGUCGGUGGUUUUUUCUCUGCUAAACCUUUACGUCCACAUAAAAAUGAUCCAGAAAUUCCGGAAAGUUGUAAGACCUGACAGCCCCCUCUUUUGGCUGUGGCAUGUUUUUUGUCUGAUAUGCUGUCACGCUUGGCUCUGGUCGUCCGCGUUUCACGCCCGUGACACGCCUUUUACCGAAUUGAUGGACUACGCUUGCGCGUUCUCCAUCAUUCUCGUCAAUUGUUACGUCAUGCUGAUCAGGACGCUGCGGGGUAUUCUUCCCCGCUUCGUAGCGACAGGGCUGUCCGUAUUUUUUUUGGCAUUCUUCGCCAAUCAUUCGGUAUAUUUGGGCACAGGCGACUUCGAUUACGGUUACAACAUGGAACUUAACGUGCUGAUAGGUACGUUCACAGCUAUUAGUUGGUUUUCGUGGUCGGUGUACAACAAAGACAGACAACCAUACGUGUGGAAGUGCGCCAUCUACGUGUCCCUUACAGGACUCGUGCUUCUGCUCGAAGUUUUGGACCGCCCUCCGUUCUUUUACCUGUUCGACACACACUCGUUGUGGCAUUUGGCCACUGCCCCCCUAGUCGUGCUGAUUUACAGUUUCGCAAUUGACGACUGCCAUUAUCUAAGGAAAAUUGAACUGGAACAAGUGAAAGACGAUUUGAAAUCUAAGAUAGAAUAAUUUUUAUUAUUUUACUGAAUAAGGCUGUAAUAAAAUAAGAUCUAAAUGUAAAUGUAAAUAUUGUUUAAAUA
Molecule: messenger RNA, 1202 nt
Organism: Cylas formicarius (sweet potato weevil)
Lineage: Eukaryota; Metazoa; Arthropoda; Insecta; Coleoptera; Brentidae
Gene: PGAP3
Product: post-GPI attachment to proteins factor 3
Exons: 7
Coding region: 154-1131 (325 amino acids)
Biological process (GO): GPI anchor biosynthetic process
Cellular component (GO): endoplasmic reticulum membrane
Molecular function (GO): hydrolase activity, acting on ester bonds
Source: RefSeq, a predicted model, not a curated record